AUUUUGUGACUGUAGUGGAAAAGAAGACCGAUAGUUUUUUAUACCCCCCGAUUGAGUUUCUGUGGCGGAAAGACAUGUUUUGCGAAGGAAAAGUAGAGGUUUUGUGUGAAACGUACACGGUCCUCGAAGCCGACAGCCAAAGGGAUGUUACCGGGAGUUGCGUGAGCUUUCCCUUCAGCAAAAUAGGACCAUAAAUCUUUCUCUGACGAGGGGGAAAAAGAAAGCUUUGUUUGGAGUGCAACACGCAGGACACAAGCACAGGGGGGGAAGAAGAGGAAGAGAAAGACAAAAAAGGAGUGCCUUAUAAGUGGACAAAGAGGAGCGUUCCUGAAACCUGCAGCACUUUGUAAACAGUGAAGAAAAGAUGAGACCACUGAAGAAAAACAGAGGCCGGUCUCCUCUGAUAACUCGAGGAAGAGGGGGGAGAAGAAGAGGGGGAUCACAGCCCCUCCAAGAAAAAGACCAAAGAGUCAAGAGGGAGACACUCAACAAAACCCCACAACUUACACCCAUCACUCCCUCCACCCGCAAGCAGACUCCACCCACAGCCUCAAACUUCAACGACAAACCAAUCACAAACAGCAAUACCUUACUGAAGGAGGAACCAACAGAGCUUAGGAAACCUGUUGGAGCCAGACGAAGGAUGGAAAGAAGUUAGAAGAAAAGGCAAGAAAAGGAGAAGAUAGAGAGGACGAAUGGAAACAGUGCUGUGUCUACGGAUACUGUCGCUUUUGCAGCCUCUGCAACGCCGCCAGUCUCCACAACCACGCCCCCUCUGGCCACAAAUCACAGCCCAAUCUCAGUCUCCGUCUCUAGUAGGAAAACAGCCACAUUUAAGGCCCGUGUGCCCAAGAAAAAAUACACAUACGAGCACUUUGCUAACAACACAAGUUCCCUCACUACCAUUCCUACCUCCAACCCUGCACUCAUACACAACAGUUACUGCAAUAUUAACAGCAAAAUCAGUGAUAGAGUGAAUAUGCCCAGUACUAAUAUAAAGAGUAAUUAUAUUAAUAAUAGCAUGAAUAAAAGCACUAGUGUGGGCAUCAAUAGUAGUAAUAAUAGAACACUUGGUAUUAACAAUCUGAGUAACAGUAGUAACAGUAAUGCCGGGAGCCAUAGUACUUUUAUCAAUAGCAGUAAUAGUAGAAGUAAUCAUAGCUCAGGUAAUCAGCCAUCAGUGCUAACUGUGGAAAGGGAAGCUACAGAGGCAAACCAUUUUGUUUCCACAGAGGAUAGGGCCCUCAGGACAGCAAACUCCCAGGCAAAAGAUUCCCCAGCCAGGGAAAAUGAUUCAGAGGGGGCCCCUAACUCAGUACGCUGCUCGUCCACGGAUACGGCUAGUGAGCACUCAGCUGACCUGGACGUAAUGGAAGCAACAGGACCAAGCCUUCAUCAGAAGAAUUCCCACAUUCCAGCUCCCCUCCUUAACUCGCACACUAAAGAGGCCUGUCUUUCAGAGGGGCUCGCUGAAGCUCUCGCAAAAGGAAUGAAAAACCAGAGAGUUCUGGCUCGCCAGAUAAAGAGGACCGUGGCCUCUGGAAACAGGGGGGUGAAGGAGGUUGACUUAUGCACUUUAUCAUCUGUGUUCAGACCAGGAGUGGUGCGUAGGGUGAGUGGAGGGGCUGUUGAAGUCCAACUCCAAGGAGAGGAGACCUUUGUUAAAUACCCUUUCAAUGGUGUCAGCGCGGUGACAUCAUCAACACAGGAUGAGAGCACUGUAGAGUUUAUUUUAGAUGCCCCCCCACCUGGCACAGCACCUGUGUCUGUCGGGACCCGCGUGUGUGUGCCCUUUGGCGGGGAGGACAGGGGUCCUCUGCUGUACAGAGAAGGGGUUGUAAUUCAGGUGGACCCCCACCCUGGUGUCUCAUUUCCUUACCAGGUGCUCCUGAGUGAAGGCAGAGAUACUCAGGACAAUGGAAGGGUGGGGUCAGAUAAAGAAAAAAGGAAAGCUAACGCUCAGGCUGUGUGGGUGUCCCGACAAAGUCUGAGGCUCCUCACUCGUCCUUGGGAGGUUCAUCACAUGGAUGGUGGGAGGGCUAAGGAGAGAGAGCGGGAGAGGGAAAGGGAAGAGAGGGAACGGAGGGAGGAGUUGGAGGUAGAGAGGGAAGUCUGCCAGUUGAGUAUUGGGAUGGGGGUGCUGGGAGGAGGAGCGAGGUCAGGCCAUAGUUUGUCACAUGAAGGAGUUGCAGAAGGGCAUGCAUACGGAAACACAAAUCCACCCCGUCAUUCAGGUGUGGCGGGCGGCACAGUGCAAGGCUGUGGAGAUAAAUACUCUGACACAGAGAGACAGAAACAGCCAGACACUCCAGAAGAAGACGUUGAGGUGUCUCAUUUUAACAUGGGCCUCACUGUUGGAACCAAGCCGAACGCUGCAAUCUCCCAGCACAGAAACAUCGUCUCUAAGUCCAGUAGCUACUCCCCCUCCUCCCCCCACCUCUCUGUGAUGCAGGGUCUUGGUCCCCUAAACAUCUCCACUCUAGCUAGUCCUCAGCCACCCCCUUCCCCUGCUUCACUGGGGUCUGAAUUGAACAACAACACUCCAAACCUACCUCCAUCAAAGACCACUCCAACACAGACCCCUGCUCUUACUUCUGGUGGGGGGUCCUCCUCUACCUCCCCCCGCUCCAGGACUCCUCUCUCAUUGGCCCAGCAGAAAUACAAGAAGGGUGAUGUAGUGUGCACCCCUAAUGGUAUCCGUAAAAAGUUCAAUGGUAAGCAGUGGAGGAGACUGUGCUCCAGGGAGGGGUGCAUGAAGGAGUCCCAGCGUCGAGGAUACUGCUCCAGACACUUGUCGAUGAGGACCAAGGAGAUGGAGGCAGCCGGGGGAGAGAGGGGAGGAGGGGGCAGCAGCUCAGGGACAGUCACCCCCUCUGACCUGCGGGGGAGAGCAAGCAGUGAGUUUGAGUGGGAUGAUACGUCAAGAGAGAGCAGUGAGACCAGUAGCAGAGGAGACUCCAGACCCCGUUUGGUCCUCCCCACCCUCCUCCCCCACGACCUGUCUUCACGCUUUGACUUCGAUGAGUGCGAGGCUGCCACCAUGCUCGUGUCAUUAGGGAGCUCCCGCUCUGGCACCCCCUCUUUUUCUCCCAUCUCCAACCAGUCACCCUUCUCUCCUGCCCCCUCUCCCUCACCCUCCCCACUGUUUGGUUUCAGGCCGGCCAACUUCUCCCCAAUUACCGCCUCCCCAGUUCUGCAGCACCGAAGGCACAGGCAGCCCAGUGGGACGGGGGGAGGUGGAGCAGGGAGCAGUAAGACCACAACCCUUGGCGGAGUUGGAGAAAGGGAGAGACAAAGUUCAGGCAACCAGCCCUCCUUCCACAACAACCUGACGUUUACAGUCCCCAUGAGCCCGAGCAAACGAAAGUCUGAUGCACCUCCUCCACCUCCCCUCCCCUCACACCACCACGAUUACACGCCCAAGACAGAGCUGGAGCAGGGGGAGCUCAAUACCUCUUUCAGGGUGCUGUCCCCCCAGACGCCGGCUUCACAUUCCCACACACACACACCCACCUUUCCCCGACCCAGAGGAACCACAACCCCCUCCUCUAGUAGGCCACCUUCCUCCCCUGCUGUUUCCCCUCCUCCUCUACUGAUGUCUCCAACUCCUCCUUCUCCUCUGACCCCUGAUGGAGGACCUCGUCGUGUGGUCCCUGUAUCCCAACAGGCCUUGCGGGACUCUCCUGUCAUUGUGAGAAAUCCUGAAGUCCCACUGGCAAAAUUCUCUGAAGGCCCUUUGGGGAGAGGAGGAGAUGGAGGUGAAAAUGAGGGGGGGACAGAAAACACAACAUCAAAAGAAACUGGCUUAACACUCCUCAACUCCCAGCCCAUUCCCGGCCUUCAGGUUCCCGUCCCCAUCAACGCUGCCGCAGCCACGGUACCCAACGGCACUGUCCUCUUACGGAGUCCAACCCAAACUCUUGUGCUUGUGUCUCCGUCACCUUCCUCCCUGCCCACUCCUGACACCCCUGCGGCCCCCCUGCAGGCCCUGUCAGUAACAGUCAGCACAACAGUCACGGCUCCCACUCCCAGCUGUACAGACAGUUCCGGGGAACAAGAGGAGAAAAAGGGGACAGGGUUUGGGGGUGAAGUCCAGCAGCCAGUUCCAUGUCACCCCUCUCCUACCGCUCUGCUGCCUCUUAUCCUUCCCACUGAAAAUCUUCAUCCCGUCCCGAGAAAAGACAUCAUAAUGGGACGUCCCGGCACAGUGUGGACCAAUGUCGAGCCGCGGUCAGUUCCAGUCUUCCCCUGGCAUUCAUUGGUCCCUUUCCUGGCACCCACCCAAUCAGAUGCUUCUUCUCAGCCCGGAGAAGGCCAGCACCCUGUCAACCACCCCCAAGCAGCAAGUCUGAAGUCAGAGAGUCAGGGGGUGGCGGCUCUGUCACAAGAGCCUGCAGAGGCACCUCCCACAGUAGAGAAAGGUUUCGUGUCCAGGCCUAUCCCCGCUUCUGAUGAGCCACCUCCAGAGAAGGAGAGAGGAGAAGCAGAGAGGGAGAGGCCUGACAGUGAGACAGAAAGCGAUGUGGAUGACCCCUUCCUCCCAGGAGUUGUUCCGGAGCAGCCUCUCUCUAUAUCGCCGGUAAAGCGACGCACUCAGUCUCUCAGUGCGCUUCCCAAAGAUGGCGAUAAGAGCAGCCCUGGAAAGAGGGAAAAGGACCAUAUCAGGCGACCUAUGAAUGCAUUUAUGAUUUUCAGUAAGCGCCACCGAGCACUGGUGCACCAGCGGCACCCAAACCAGGACAACAGAACAGUGAGCAAGAUUCUGGGGGAGUGGUGGUAUGCUCUUGGACCAAAGGAGAAACAGAAGUAUCAUGAUUUGGCCUUCCAGGUGAAAGAAGCACACUUCAAGGCCCACCCAGACUGGAAAUGGUGUAACAAAGACAGGAAGAAGUCCAGCUCUGAAGGCCGUGGGGUCCCAGGGGGGAAAGACAUCAGAGAGAGGAGCAUGUCUGAGUCCACAGAGCCCCAUUCAGUGGAGCUGAAGGGGGUGGGCCCAGGUCUGGUGGGUGUGUCUGAAAGGAGUACAGGAGAAGGUCAUGUGAGCCAACUUACCCGUCCCAGAGCCUUCUCUCAAAGUGCCAUGCACAGCCUAGAGCGGGGUGACAGGGGGAAUACACAGGCUCUGGCAGAACUGGCACAGAUGUGUGGGGAUGGUGGCAGUCAGUUUCCCAGUCAUGCCCCACCCUUGUCACAGUCCCAGCGGUGCAUCAGCGAGGAUAUGACCAGUGAUGAGGAGCGCAUGGUCAUCUGUGAAGAAGAGGGAGAUGAUGAUGUCAUUGAGGACCCUUAUCCUAGCAGUUCCAUAGACCUUAAGUGUAAGGAGCGGGUGACUGACAGUGACAGCGAGAACGGUUCUGGAGACGAAAGUGAUCGGAAGAGAGUUUUUGCUCCAGUCAUUUGCUCCUCUGCAUUAUCAUCUUCCUCACACCACCCUCAUGGCAGGAGUGUCUCACUGUCCUCCUACCCCACCAGCAAGCGCUAUGAUGAAGGGAGAUCAGGAGGUGGAGGGUUUUUAGAUCACAGGAGAAAGGACAGAGGAGAUGGGGAUGUUAAGGACAAAUUUGAGGGGGAGGGUGGAGGAGGAGGAGUGCAAGGUAUUUCCCUCUCCUUCUCUUCUGGCCAGUCUGUAAUCUCCACUUCUUCAGCCGGAGGGCUUCCGUCUUCAUCAGUGGGCUCGAGCGGAGCGAACCCAUUCCUCGGCACUGGUGCUGUGAGGGUGGCCUCUACAGUGGUGACCAAUGUAAUGCGUCCUGUUAUCAGCACUCCACUCCCCAUUGCCAGCAAACCCAGAGAUGGUGGCACUUCAUCCAGCCCACAUCCACCAGAGAGGAAGUCCCUGACACCGCAGCAGCCACACCUUCUGAUUGGUUCAGGCUCAGGAGGGGUGGCAACAGCCACUGGGGGUGGGUACUACUCUUCAACGUCACCUAAUCCUAUAGGCAUGGGUCAUGGUGGUGUAGUGACUAAUUUAGUAUUAGGAGGAGCUCUUUCUGCUCAACCUGCUGUGCAACUCAUCACCCCCUCUCCUCAGCCUCCCCAUCAACAGGCACUCCACCACACCGCAAUUUCUGCCCCACAUAGCCAAACCAAUGGGCCCCUGCCUCUGCCCCUGCUUCAGCCUCAGUUCUUUCCCGCCUCUUCCCUCGCUUCCCCUGGGGGUAAGGCCAUCACACAAGUUCAGUACAUCCUGCCCACCUUACCUGCUAGCACCCACCCCAAGAGUCCACCUCAGCAGCUCAGCCAGCCAACCAGUGUGUUCAACCUGCCCACAGCUCCACACACACAUGCAUCCCUGGCCAAUGGAAGGCAGCAGGGUGCAGGUUCACUGACAGGAUAUGCGUCCAGUCCAGCAGUGGGAGUGGUCAGCUCGGGAACUAGAGUGCAAUCACAGUCUCCAGUCCUGCAGGGCAAAAUGCUUGUUCCCAUGGCAACAGUAAGGACAGCGCCGGCCCCUGCCCAGCAGUUUCCCAUUGUGGCUCCACCUCUUCCUGUCCAGAAUGGUGCUCAGGCCGGAAGCAAGAUCAUCCAGAUAGCUCCCAUGCCUGUUGUCCAAUCCCAGCUGCCUCAAGGUGGAGCAGUCCAUCCUGCCAGCCCCUUCCCUGUGGGCACAGCUGCUGUGGUGGCUCCUGGGUCAGCCCCCUCCCAAGCUGUGCUGCUGCCACCAGCACCCACCAGGAUCACCUACGUCCAGUCCACUCCAGGGGUCCCAUCCACUCUGCCUCUUGUCUCCACGACAACAGGCUCCUCCACCACCCAGCAAGCCCUGCCAGUGGCUGGAUCUGCAUAUGUUCCAUCGCCCUUAGCAACACUUGGGUUCACAACCAUCGCACCACCUGGACAGACGCUGGUUCAGCCGCUGAUUGCAGGUCAGCCCCCACUCCUCGCCACAGCUCAGUCUCCAUCGCCCUCCACCAUAGCCCCUGCCUCAGGCUCGGGCGGCCAGAUAGUAACCGCCAUCUACCCUCCUUCCCCUAGCGUCACUAUGGCAACAGGGGUGGUCUCCAUGACAGCAGUACCCCCCAGCGUGGUCUACUCUGUCUCCAGCCCCUCCAGCGCUUCCCCUCACAUCCUGUCCAAACACACAGCAACUACAGUUACGCACCCACAUCCGCAGCUCUACACGGACAGACUGGCAGACAGACACCUGUCCCUGGACAGACCUGCAGAGCGACAGACUGACAGACAGGCUGAGAGGCAGACAGAACUGCUCGUGCACUCCGACAGACAGCUGGAGAGGCAGCCGCAGAUCUCCAGCAGCUCAGCGGCACCUCCCAGUGGUUCAGCUGUGUCUACAAGGCCCUGCAGUCCUCCACCUCAGAUACAAACACCUGGCAGUACACCGGGCACACCCAAACUUACCCAGCUUCCAGUCAGGACCCCUCAGAAAGUGAAGGCAACUGUGGCCAACAUCCCUGUGGGCAGCUAUGAAGGAGGGGGCCGAGGAAAAGAGAGGGACAGGGAGAAGGAGAGGGAGCGCGAGAGAGAGAGGGAGCGGGAAAGAGAGAGGGAGCGAGAAAGGGAGAGAGAGCGGGAAAAGGAAAGGGAGAGAGAAGCUGCUGCCUCAAGUCAUUUCUCCUUUGAUCCUGAGGCUGCAGGGCAGUCAGGCUCUCCAACAAUACAUGCUGCUGAGGAGCCUCCACCCUCUGACAGACCACUGGAGGGCUCCAGUGUUGCAGACACCUCUGACUCACGGAGCAGGGAAAGCCAAUCCACCAAAGAGGCUGGGUGGAAGGAGUCCCUCCCUUCCUCUCCUCACCCUCCUCCAUCAACCACAGACUCCACCCUUCCUCCGCCACAGACCGACAAAGAUGCUCCCACACCCAAAAAGGUCAAAUCCCGCCCACCACCACUGAAGAAGACUUUUGACUCUGUGGACAAGUCUGGCAGGGUGCUGUCGGAGGUGUACUUUGAGGAGCGCUUUGCCGAGCUGCCAGAGUUUCGGCCCGAAGAGGUUUUGCCUUCACCCACUCUGCAGAGUCUCGCCACUUCACCUCGCGCCAUUCUGGGCAGCUAUCGCCGCAAGAGGAAGAACUCAACAGAUUUGGACUCAGCCACUGACGAUCAAGUCUCUCCAAAGAGGAAGAGUCGGCGGCGCUCAAGCUGCAGCUCAGAGCCAAACACACCUAAAAGUGCCGCCAAGUGUGAAGGAGACAUAUUCACCUUCGACAGAGCAGCCCCAGAUGGAGAAGACAUCCUGGCAGAGCUGGAGUUUGACAAGGUGCCAUACUCCUCCCUGCGAAGAACCCUGGACCAGAGGAGAGCACUGGUGAUGCAGCUGUUUCAGGAGCAGGGCUUCUUUCCAUCAGCUCAAGCCACCGCAGCCUUCCAGACCAGAUACUCCGAUAUUUUCCCCACUAAAGUGUGUCUGCAGCUGAAGAUCCGAGAGGUCCGACAGAAGAUCAUGCAGACGGCUACCCCCUCUGAUGUCCCUGGUUUGGGACUUUCUGACUCAGCUGGUCACCCUGGACCUUCAUGUUCCCAAUCAGGAGAGGGAUCAAUGAGAGGAGGCGGGGACCUGCAGGAUGAUGACGUGGAUCAAGGGGCAGAGGGGAGCCCAGAGGAUCCACGUGAUUCACAAGACUCCUCUAGAUGAGGGACGUUGACCCAUCAGUCUGUCAAACCUUUACAACCCCUUAAAUGCUUUUAAAAAGAAGACAUUUUAUCCACAGUGAACACUCCUCUGGUCUCAUCCUGGUUUCGUUCCCCUUCCCAGCCAACCUGUUAGACUGAGAGAUGUUCGUAUGCAAUGUUGGGACUUUUAUUUUGUAAUGUGUGACCCUCGUACCAAAAAAAAGGACACGUAAAAACCAGUGGCACAAAAAAAACGACAUAAACACACAAACACACAUACACAUCCUACAAAUUCUUAAAUCCACACUUGAAUUAGCACUCUGUAUUCAUCAUCUUGAAAAGACUCCCAACAAUGCCAGUGAAGGAAGGGCCAUUGUGUACAGCUGCACUCAUUCACCAUGAAGAAGAAAGAGUUCCACAUGUAGAGGAGCGACCGACCAUUCUGGAAAGGUGAAAAGUCAGCUGUUUUAAUUAAAGAAAGUAAAUGUUUUAAUAUUUGUUUUUAAUAAGGUUUAAGAGUAAGAGCAGUCAUGAUCUGCUUGAGGGAGAAGCUCUGUGUAUACCUACCUGGUGUAAGCUUGUGUCCUGUUUCUGCUGACAUUAGGGGGCUGGGCCCUCUAAAGCAAGAAACAGUUUCAGAUUUGACAAGAGAACUCGUUUCUUUGGACCUGGUAAGAUCCGUCUCCGUUUUAUUUCUCACAUGUAGACCUGAAGGGAGGUCUAUACAGGGAGCGACUGAAACUUUAAUGGACUUCUGGCAGUGCCAUCAUUCCUGCAAUUUACCUGUCUGGCCAAGUCCUCCCUUCUCGCGACUGACCCUAGCACAUGCCAGUAGGUUGGAACCAAGCAUUCCUGUGCCUCUCAUUCGCUAGCCAUGAAGGACAGAGGAGGGUCAGAGUCAACGGGCACAUCCUGGCUCUUAGUCGUAGAGGUCGGGCUAAUUAAGCCUUAAUCCUCUAUUGCCAAGCAGUUUUAUUAACUUUUUUAAAUUUUUUGAUUUGUAUUUAACAUUGUCAUAUUCAGUUUGUUGUUGUACUAUUCCUAUGGUUAUUAUUACUCCUCAGAUCAUUGCAGUGAACCCUGACCCUUUGUUUUGUUCUGGUUGCUGGCAGAUGUUUCCUUUUUAUUUCUGCCAGCUGUUGAUUGCUUGUACUAUUUUUUUUUAUAUGUAUCAUUUUGAAGGCAGGUGAGACGCUGCUCCACACCUGUACAGUUCCUCCAUUGUAGUCUUCCCGCGACUGGCCUCUCACCUCAGCAAGGAUCUGCGGUGCAGUUUUUUUUUUUUUAAUGUUCAUUUCUAAGAAGACAAUGUGGACCUUUUGGGGGUUUUUUUUCAACUGUAAUAAGCAGUGUGUUUGUUUUAGACCACCCUGUAUGCCUCUGUCCCUUCAUUAGUUUGAUCCUAUAUUAUCAACACUUGUACAUCUCUUUCCUCCGCCUCUUUUCUUCCCUCCUUCCUCCCUUUGUCACUUUAUUGCUCUCUCCAGACCUCCUUUUCAGACAGGCGGAGAGAAAACCGGGGGAAGUGAGGGGAGGGUAAAGAAUCUAAAGAGAGCUGGUAGGAUCUUAAACUGGUUGUGUCUUUGUGCAAGACUAGGUUGUGUUGUAAAUAAUUACUGUAGAGUCAGUAGACUCAUUAUAUUAUUGAUAAGGAAAAAUCUGUCAUCGAACAUAAGUUGACUUUUAAGACAACCAUUGCCGGAAGUGAAACACAUGAAAUGGAAAAAAACAACAAUAAAUAUGGCUAUUAAUGUUA
Messenger RNA from Notolabrus celidotus (New Zealand spotty), 10327 nucleotides. RefSeq names its product capicua transcriptional repressor b (gene cicb). Gene Ontology annotation, cellular component: nucleus. Lineage: Eukaryota; Metazoa; Chordata; Actinopteri; Labriformes; Labridae. Gene Ontology annotation, biological process: regulation of transcription by RNA polymerase II. Gene Ontology annotation, molecular function: DNA-binding transcription factor activity, RNA polymerase II-specific; RNA polymerase II transcription regulatory region sequence-specific DNA binding. The record is from RefSeq and is a predicted model, not a curated record.